Messenger RNA from Anopheles coustani, 1338 nucleotides. RefSeq names its product protein Wnt-10a (gene Wnt10). Gene Ontology annotation, cellular component: extracellular region. Gene Ontology annotation, biological process: neuron differentiation; multicellular organism development; canonical Wnt signaling pathway. NCBI's taxonomy places the organism in Eukaryota, Metazoa, Arthropoda, Insecta, Diptera, Culicidae. Gene Ontology annotation, molecular function: cytokine activity; frizzled binding. The coding region runs from base 1 to 1338 and encodes 445 amino acids. The record is from RefSeq and is a predicted model, not a curated record. The transcript is spliced from 6 exons.
AUGAAUGUCACCGAUCGCAGGAACGGAGUCCUUUCCGUUUCCCAGGAUCAACUGGACGUCGUCCUUUGCUCAGUUUGGCAGGAACCGCAGCCGAAACAGAAGGCAGCCAAUAGCUCGGAGAGUCACUGUUCCGCACACGAUUGGGUCCACAGCCUGCCGGAUGUCCGGGCGACGUGUCGUACGGUCCCUGGCCUGACCCGGGACCAGCUGGAGCUGUGCUAUCGGGCGAGUGACGUCACGGCGGCGGCCAUCGAGGGGCUGGAGCUGGGCGUCCGCGAGUGUCAGUAUCAGUUCCAGUGGCACCGGUGGAACUGUUCCUCGCUCAGCACCCGCAGCCGCAAUCCGCACACAUCGAGCAUGCUGAAACGAGGCUACCGAGAGAGUGCAUUCGCGUAUGCCGUGGCCGCGGCCGGCGUGACGCACAGUGUGGCCCGGGCGUGCGCCCAGGGUCGGCUGAUAUCGUGCGGGUGCGAUCCGUCCGUCAACCGGAAGGGCAUGUCGAAGUCGCUGCGCGAGAGCCUGGAGAAGGAGAAGCUGCGCUUCCUGGACGCCAUUGCCGAGAGCAACAGCGUGUUCGAGGAGGGCGACAGCUUGCGCAAGCUGCGGGCGAAGCAGGCUAGCCGCUGGAAGUGGGGCGGCUGCUCGCACAACAUGGCGUUCGGGGUGGAGUUUUCCGAGCUGUUUCUGGACUCGCGCGAAAAGGGCACCGACAUCCAGUCGCAGAUCAAUCUGCACAACAAUCGCGCCGGCCGGCGGGCCGUGUCGAACAACAUGCAGGUACGGUGCAAGUGCCACGGCAUGUCGGGCAGCUGCCAGCUGAAGACGUGCUGGAAGUCGGCGCCGGACUUCCGCGUGGUCGGGCGUGUCCUCAAGCAGCAGUACCGCCGGGCGAUCCUGGUCGACCAGUCCAACCUGGGCAACGGGCCGCCGAUGAUCGUCUACCGUAAGCCAAAGAAGCGAAAGCACGCGCGGCAAAACCGUCGUCCACCGAGGCGUCCGCGGGGCGACAAGCCGGAGGGCGGGACGCAGACCGGAGGCCGACCGCUCGCCGCGUCACCCGGUGGCACCAACCGGAAGCUGGAGAACGCGCUCUUCUACUACCAAAGAUCACCGAACUUUUGCGAGCGCGACCAGAUUUCCGACAUUCCCGGCACGGUCGGACGGCGCUGCAACCGGACGAGCAGCGGAAGCGAAGGGUGCGCCUCGAUGUGCUGCGGCCGGGGCUACAAUCUCAUCCGCGAGAAGCGCAUCGACCGGUGCAACUGCAAGUUUCACUGGUGCUGCUUUGUGGAAUGCGACGAUUGUGAAAUCGAAGAGUGGAUUAGCGUGUGCAACUGA